UUCAAAAAGGGAAUUAGGUUUCAAAUUUCAUAUUAGAGCCUUGAAAGUCGCACCAAGAGAAGUGAUUGCUACUUGAUACAGCUGAGCUGUCUGCUUGGGUUUUAUAACUAAGGUACCAUCCCACCUGUCAAAGCUUUCCGUCACUACCUAAUAUCAAGUACCAACGUCGCCUACGCCGGUAGAGGAAAACUGUCACAGCAAAAUGGAAGGCAGCUACUCCCCUGAUGCUGCCCCGGAGGGUUUCAUCUCUCCCUCUCCCCACACCCAACCAACUCAGUAUCAGGCAGCCUCGGUCGAAAUCAACGGUGCGGUCUCGGAAUCCUGAGCCUGUUCUCGACCGCCGAAAGGCUCGGGCAGUAGCGCGCUCUCUUCGUCCGGCUGGGCACCGGACUGCUCCGAGGUCUCGUCUAGAAGAUAUCUCCGAUCGAGCCACGUGAAGACGGCGGCGGGAUAGAAAACAAGCCUAGUAAGGUGGCGACUUGUCAGCAGAGUGCAUAAGGCCUAUGACCGAUCGAUCCCCUCGCUCUGAGUGCUUGGUCGGUACCACCGGCGGCGCAAACCCAUGCGACUUGAGCGGACAGACAUGACAACACAGCUAAACUCACAGAAGCACAAUUCCAGAGGUCCAAGCCGCAAUGACAUUGUAGAACCUGAAGUCGCGGCAGGAAUAGUAGGAGCAGGGAGCCAGGGCACCGAACGCAAGCAACAGGAUCCACAGCACAGU
Molecule: messenger RNA, 724 nt
Organism: Lasiosphaeria miniovina
Lineage: Eukaryota; Fungi; Ascomycota; Sordariomycetes; Sordariales; Lasiosphaeriaceae
Exons: 2
Coding region: 225-437 (70 amino acids)
Source: RefSeq, a predicted model, not a curated record